AUGUAUAUAAGGGAAUACGACAUAAUCGUAGACCUCGGGUGUGGGACCGGGUAUUUAGCGGACCAGUUGUCACAAUCGGUGAAACACAAGCGCAUCGUUGGGGUCGACGAUCGUUCGGCGACCCCUCUCCCCUCCGUCCAGUAUUUGGUCCAAGACUUGAGCCAAUCCUGGGAUUCAUUGAGUCCUGUAUUGAAGGCAUUGGAGUCUAAGGUAUCGCUAAUUGUAUCUAACUUUGCCAUACAAUUCAUCUCCGAUAAGAACCGACUAAUGCAUGUCGUGAGCAAAUUAUUGGCCAAAAACGGGGAAUUUGUGGCCAAUUAUAACCGCGCACCGGAUGUCAUGUCGUUGUUGACAAGCGAACAAAUCAAACAAUACAAUAUACAAUUGCAGACUAAGAGUGAAUUACAACAAUUGGAUGAAAUACAGACGGCGUGUUCGGGCAAUGGCUUAAAUGUGACCAAGGUUGAUGUCAGUUUGCUCAAAAGCCGUGUCAACGAAUACUCCAUUAAAGGUAGGCUUAAGUCUAUGGCUAUACUUUAA
Medioppia subpectinata is the source of this 540-nucleotide messenger RNA. NCBI's taxonomy places the organism in Eukaryota, Metazoa, Arthropoda, Arachnida, Sarcoptiformes, Oppiidae. The record is from the annotation of a GenBank genome assembly.